Molecule: messenger RNA, 672 nt
Organism: Laccaria bicolor S238N-H82
Lineage: Eukaryota; Fungi; Basidiomycota; Agaricomycetes; Agaricales; Hydnangiaceae
Exons: 4
Coding region: 1-672 (223 amino acids)
Source: RefSeq, a predicted model, not a curated record
AUGAGAUUCAUGACCUCGGGGUGCGGCAAGUGGGCUGAUCCAUAUUGUGAGGAAUCAAAAGCUGUUCAGCUGACCCACAAUCCAAGGCAAUUUCAGCAGGGUCAAUUCAUCAUUAGGCUGGUCGGCCGGCACACAGAACCACUCCUCAAGAAGAUAUGGGUGGCCGAGCCAGCUUUGAUGGGGUCAACAUAUACAUCGGCUCAUCAGCAGGCACCAUCAACCAUGGCCUGUUUGUAUGGUCAGGGGGCUCAGUGUUGUUGGGGUAAGGUCACUAAUACUUGUGGCGUUACGCGCUGCGGAGAUGGCCAUUACCGACGUGUGGUCUAUGGCCUUGGACCCUACAUUGCCGACUACCCAGAACAAGCUCUGCUUGCAUGCAUUGUUCAGGACUGGUGUGCAAAGUGUACAGCACCUUCCGACAAUUUGGACGGUCCGAUUGGGGGUCGCCGUUCCCAGGCUCUCACUGAUACCUUACUCGAAGGCUGCACGCUGAAAGAGUUAUGGGAUGACUAUGGUAUUGUUGGCGACGUUAUUCUAGUGUUUAAAGGUUCAGUUCAGUCCGGUUUUUUGCCCCGAAAACGCGCAACCGUGGACCGCAACCGGUCCAGGACCGACCCAGAUAUUGAGGGAACCGAACCGAACCACCUAGGACCGGUCUUUUGUGGUCCAUGA